GAUGUUGCAUCUCCUACUUCCGUUGCUGCUGUUCAUCUCCAACGUUGUACGAUCACACUCAGCCAUCAUCGAGAGCCUGCCGGGUUUCACCGGAGAUCUUCCCUUCAAACUCGAAACCGGAUACGUAGGGGUAGGAGAGUUGGAGGAAGUGCAGCUAUUUUACUACUUCCUAGAGUCUGAAAGGAGCCCCAAGGAUGACCCUUUGUUGCUUUGGCUCGCCGGCGGUCCCGGUUGCUCCGCUUUGUCCGCCCUGCUCUUCCAAAUAGGUCCGUUGCAGUUUGAUUAUUCAAAUUCCAGCGGAAAUAAACCGUUAUUGAAAUUAAAUCCCUAUUCUUGGACGAAGAUAGCCAACAUUAUAUUUUUGGAUGCACCUGUGGGUACGGGAUUUUCAUACGCAACGACAGGGAGAGCAUACAAUAGUAGUGACACUUCCUCGGCAGCACAAACGUAUGAGUUCUUAAGAAAGUGGCUUAUGGCUCAUCUCAAAUUCCUCACAAAUCCGCUUUACAUCACCGGUGAUUCUUAUUCCGGUGUUGUCGUUCCCAUCAUCGUUCAAGAAGUAUACGAUGGAAAUGAAGCUGGACGCGAGCCCCCACUGAAUCUCAAAGGUUAUGUGCUAGGUAACCCGGUGACUUGCCAAGAAAAGGACAUCAGUCAAAGAGUUCGAUACGGGCACGAAAUGGCUCUCAUUUCAGAUGAACUUUAUGAGUCAACGAAAACGGACUGCAAUGGAGAUUAUAUGAACGUAGAUCCCACCAAUGGAGCGUGUCUAGCUGACCUUGAAAUGGUAUCAAGUUGCCUGGAGAAGAUUUGUUUGCCUCAUAUAUUGGAACCGAAAUGUAAUGUCAUUUCUCCUAACCACACAAGGCUGAAAUGGAGCAGGGCUAUACUCGAAGAGAAUAUCGUCGACAUCGUUUCGAUGUCCCAACAAUCCAAGCCGUGGUGUCGGGACUAUAAUUAUUUGUACUCCUACAUUUGGGCCAACGAUAUGAAAGUCCGUGAAGCCCUUCACGUACGAGAGGGCACGAAGAAAGAGUGGAACAGAUGCAACCACAGCCUAUCUUACACAAUGGACGUUCUUAAUAGUGUAGUUUAUCAUAGAUACCUCUCUAAGAAAUCCCUCCGUGCCCUAAUUUACAGUGGUGAUCAUGACUUGGGCAUCCCAUACGUGGGUACACUGGACUGGAUAAGAUCACUUAACUUAACUUUACUUGGUUUGUGGUCACCUUGGUUUGUCGAAGGUCAAGUAGCCGGUUACUCUAUUGCAUAUGUGGAAAAUCAUUGGUAUGAUUUAACAUUUACAACAAUCAAGGGAGGGGGGCACACAGCUCCGGAGUAUAAACCCGAAGAAUGUCUUGCAAUGAUUAAUAGAUGGCUUUCUUAUUACCCUCUCUAG
Rhodamnia argentea is the source of this 1396-nucleotide messenger RNA. Its product is annotated as serine carboxypeptidase-like 18. The record is from RefSeq and is a predicted model, not a curated record. The transcript has 14 exons. NCBI's taxonomy places the organism in Eukaryota, Viridiplantae, Streptophyta, Magnoliopsida, Myrtales, Myrtaceae. Gene Ontology annotation, biological process: secondary metabolic process; proteolysis. The coding region runs from base 2 to 1396 and encodes 464 amino acids. Gene Ontology annotation, molecular function: serine-type carboxypeptidase activity; acyltransferase activity, transferring groups other than amino-acyl groups.